Messenger RNA from Microplitis mediator, 8171 nucleotides. RefSeq lists its product as uncharacterized. The record is from RefSeq and is a predicted model, not a curated record. The transcript is spliced from 15 exons. Gene Ontology annotation, cellular component: plasma membrane; cytoskeleton. Gene Ontology annotation, molecular function: structural molecule activity; actin binding. The coding region runs from base 716 to 6625 and encodes 1969 amino acids. Lineage: Eukaryota; Metazoa; Arthropoda; Insecta; Hymenoptera; Braconidae.
GUAAGCUGUCAGGUUCUGUUCAUUCUGUUCGCUCUGUGUUGUGUUGUAUUGUUGAAAAGUAUACAUAUAUAUAUACAUGUGUUUACCGCCAUCUUGAAUCGGCGUAGGAAUACGAUUACAAAUCUAAGAAUUAUAAAAUAAAAAUAGUAAUGAUAUUAAAUUUUUGAAUUUAAAUAAUAUAAUAUUAAAAAUUGAGUAUAAAAUAUAAUAAUUUCAUGUAUUGAUAUUAUAAAAAAAAAAAAAAAAAACAAUAAUUUAGAAUUGACAGAGAGGAACUAGUUUUAAUUGGUGAAGCAAUGAUGAAAUAUAGGUGGUUGUGUGAGUUGUGUGAUGAUUCGAAAUAAUAGUGGGUGGGGGGAAUGGGAGUAGCGUCGUGCAGUAGCAGCAAGCAGCGUUGUGCAGCCGCGGUGCCGCGAUUCUGUCCGGCGAACCUGUUUGUAGUGUUUGUUAUAUUUAUAAAACGUUUUUAGGCUAUUGGUAGUAUUAUUAAUGCGCCAAUUGUUUACACUUAUUCAAUUCAAGUGUUUUCGUUCAUUUUUUUGUUUUCGUUCGCUUUUUAAAAUAUUUAAAAAUUAAAUAACUGUUUUGUGUAUUUUAUUUAUAUAUCUCACUGUAAUAAAAACUUUUUCUUGCCAUAUUGGAUUUCACCUAUAGGAUAUAUUCUAUAAAAUAAAAUAAAUAAAUAAAAAGUGUGUCUGGAAAUUAAAGAUUAAAAAUGCCGGAAGAACAAAAAUCAACCGGAGGUACUGGUAAUGUUACCGCAGCUGAAAAUGGAACAGGAACUCAUUCACCAAGUAAAAGUCCAAUGGUUAAGGGUAAAAUGGCACUAGCCAAAGUAACAUUGCUCGAUGGUACUACUAAAGAUUUUUCUAUCGAGAGAAAAGCAAAAGGACACGAGCUUCUUGACAAAAUAUGUGCAAGUAUUAAUUUAAUUGAGAAAGAUUACUUUGGCCUCAUUUACGAAGACAAAUACGAUCCACGAAAUUGGCUUGAUCUCGAAAGAAGAAUUACAAAAUUCAUUAAAAGUGAACCUUGGAAAUUCAACUUUGAAGUUAAAUUUUAUCCACCAGACCCAGCUCAAUUGCAGGAAGAUAUUACUCGUUACCAAUUGUGUCUUCAAAUUAGAAAUGAUAUAAUAACAGGACGAUUAGCGUGUUCAUUUGUCACUCACGCAUUGUUAGGGUCUUAUUUAGUACAAUCAGAAGUGGGCGAUUAUGAUCCACAAGAGCAUGGUAGAGAUUAUUUAAAAGACUUUAAAUUUGCACCUAAUCAGACGCCCGAAUUAGUUGAGAAAGUUAUGGAUCUUCAUAAAACGCAUAAAGGUCAAACACCUGCUGAAGCAGAAUUGCAUUACUUGGAGAAUGCAAAAAAACUAGCAAUGUAUGGUGUUGAUCUUCAUCCAGCAAAAGACUCUGAAGGUGUAGAUAUAAUGCUUGGUGUGUGCUCUUCAGGUCUUUUAGUUCAUCGAGAUAGACUGAGAAUUAAUCGAUUUGCAUGGCCUAAAAUAUUAAAAAUUUCAUACAAAAGACAUAAUUUUUAUAUUAAAAUUCGCCCGGGAGAAUUUGAACAAUACGAAUCAACGAUUGGAUUUAAAUUAGCAAAUCACAGAGCUGCCAAAAAGUUAUGGAAAGUUUGUGUCGAACAUCACACUUUCUUCAGACUCAUGAGUCCCGAGCCAGUGAAGAAAGUGGGUCUGCUACCACACUUAGGAUCACGAUUUCGAUAUUCUGGACGUACACAUUAUGAAACUAAAAAAAUACCAAUUGAAAGACAGCCUCCUCAAUUUGAGAGAUCACUCAGCGGCCGUCGUCUAACUUCUCGCAGUAUGGAUGCUUUAGGUGGGUCACAAACCGUUGAAACUUAUGGCUCAGAACCAAGUAAACGUCAUACCAUGAGCUAUGAACCUGAAAUGAUUCCAGAUAUGGAACACAUUGAUCAAAGGCCUAGUCCGAUAAAAAAACAGAAAGAAAAGCUCACUCGAAAAACAAGUAUUGGAACAACAUCGGCCAGCAGUGCCAGUAGCCUGGAAGGAGAAUAUGACGCGGAACGCGCUGAAAAGAAACCGGUUGGAGGUAUUGCGGUUUUACCGCUUGCCGGUGGUGAGCUUACCAGUAAAAAGAAGAAGGAUAAACAGAACGAAAAUGAAAAAGAAAAUUAUAAUGAUCUUAAUAAUUCCGAGUUGAUAAAUGAUAGCACGUCUAUUGAUAAUAAAAAAUUGAAGGAAAAAGGAAGCCCAGAAAAACGGGACAAAAAGGAGAAAAUAAAGAUACCUGUCGGUGGAUUCCUCUUUGGUAAACGGGAUAAAGAUCAAAAUAAAACCAAGAAACCAACAAAAAAUAAUAAAGAACAUAAUGAGUCAAUGGGUGAUGCUGAUUCAAAUAUCUCAGUGUCAUCAAGACAACCACAACCUGUUGAACCCAUGCCUGCUACACCUGAAAAAACAGAAAAAACAGAAAAAAAAUCACCAGCAUACACCAAGUCUUAUGAUUACGAAGAAACGCCAUCAUCACCCACCAAAAAAUCAUAUGUACCUCAUGGUUUUUCAUAUGAAGACAGAGCUGCAUCUCCAGACAGUAACAAUCAACAAUCACUCACUGGUGAAAGUAAAAAAGCUACCGGAUUAGCCUUUAAUUAUGCUCCAGGAGAGGAUAAAAAGGUUGUAGAGUCAGCAGCUGAAAAACGUAAAACCAAAGAUAUUACACCGAAUAAAGUAACAUCAUCACCAUCACCACCGCCACCACCACCACCCACUACAGCAGCAACACCAGCAGCUACAGGUUUAAAAACUCCAGGAAUAAAUUAUGUUGAAUCCGCAGGAUUGAAAGAACAACAGAAAGGAUUACAAAAUUCAAAUGACAAAAGUGCUUCUGCUGCUCUUAUUGCUGGAGAACAAUCGGGCAAUAUAGCUGCUGUUAAACCUGGUGUAAUUAUACCUGAAAGUGUUGAGCCACAACAAGAACACUUGAUACUACCAUUACCAGAUGGUACAAUUUUUAUCGGAGGCAUGAUUUAUCUAAAAGAUAAACCAUUAGAUCAAAGUUCACUGGGACCUGAUUCAAAUAAAAUAUUAGAUGGUAAAGUACAUGGAAAAGAUGGUAAAACAUUUAAAAAAGCAGAUUUUGGUCCACAAGGUGUGCACAUUGUCAAUGGGUUAAUUACUGGAAAAGAUGGAAAACCAUUGAAUCAACAAAUACCAUGUGUAGAUGAUAAUAAAUAUUAUAUAAACAAUGGAAUUAUUUGUUGUAGCGGUCAGCCACUGAAUAAAAGUUCUCUUGGACCUCAAUAUUCGUUAAUUAAAGACGGUAGAGUUGUUGGAAAAAACGGUAAGCCAAUUAGUGUAGAUAAAGUUGGAUCAGGUGGUGCAUCAAUAAAAGAUGGAUUAAUAUUUUCACAUGACGGUAAACCACUGACUCAAGGUUCAUAUGGUACUGACGGCAAUUAUAUUGUGGGUGGAGUUGUAUGUGCACCAAAUGGAAAAGUUAUUAAUCAAGUUGCUCUUCUUCCGGAUUCAACUUAUAUAUCUGAUGGUUUGAUUUACGGUCGUGAUGGUAAAAUUUUGUCAAGCGGUGAUCUUGGACGUGAGGGUAAUUACGUUACUGAAGGUAAAGUUUAUGCAAAAGACGGUAAACCAGUUAAAAAUGAAAUUUUUAGUUCCGAUGGUUCUGUUAUUAAAGAUGGAAUUGUUUACAAUAAAGAUGGUAAAACAUUAAAUCAAGCAUCUUUACUUCCAACUGGUGCUUAUCUUAAAGAUGGUAAAGUUGUUGCUAAAGAUGGUAAAUCAAUAAAACAUUCAUUUUAUAAAACAGACGGUAGCUUUGUUAAAGAUGGAAUUAUUUAUGCUAAAGAUGGUAAACCUUUAAAUCAAAUUCCGUAUUUGAUCGACGGCAGCUUUAUUAAACAAGGUUUACUUUAUGAUCGAAAUGGACGUUUAUUAAAUCAGAAUCUUUUUAAACCUGAUGAUACUAUUAUACGUGAGGGAAUUAUUUAUGGCGCAGAUAGUAAACCACUCGAUCAUGGUUACUUGGGUGGUGUCGGUGCUAAUGAUAAUAAUUUAUCUAUUAAAGAUGGUAUUGUUAUUGGUAAAGACGGUAAUCCAGUAAAACAAGAAUCAUUUGGAUCUAAUGCAAGUCAAAUAAAAAAAGGAAUUAUUGUCAGUAAAAAUAAUAAAGCUCUUAAUCAAGAUUCCUUUGUACCUGAAGGUGCAUGUAUAAAAGAAGGUAAAGUCUGUAAUCGAGAUGGAAAACCUAUUAAAAUGUCAUUCUUUAAACCUGAUGGUAGUUUUAUUAAAGACGGACAAAUAUACGGUAAAGAUGGUAAACCAUUGAAUUUAAGUUCACCCAUUCCAGACGAUUGUUACAUUUUAAAUGGAAUUAUUUUUGAUGAUAUGGGAACGCCCCUUGUAAAAGAUACCUUUGGAUCAGAUGGGUCGUAUGUUGUAACUGGAUUAAUAUAUGAUAAAGACGGUAAAUUAAUAAAAGACGGACGUUUUGGUCCACAUGGACAUAAAAUAAAAAAUGGUAUGAUUAUUGGUCCAGAUGGUAAACCAUCAACACAAGAUGAUAAAGGACCAGACAAUAUUGCGAUUAUUGAUGGUAAAAUAGUUGAUGGACAAGGUAAUCCCAAGAAUCAAGGUUCUUUAUUAUCAGAUGGUUGUUAUAUCCAAGAAGGAAUAGUAUAUGAUAGAAAUGGACGUCCACUUAAAUUGGGAGCAUUCAAACCCGAUGGUACGUAUAUUAGAGAUGGUUUACUGUACAAUUGGGGAGGUGCAUUGUUUAAUGCCGGCAGUAAAUUACCCGACGAAUAUUAUGUUGAAGAAGGUAGACUUUAUGGUAAAGAUUCAAAACCUUUAAAUCAUAGUUCGUUUGGGCAUGACGGUGGAUUCAUAGAAAAUGGAUUUAUUUAUGAUAAAGAUAUGAAACCUCUUAGUCGUGGUACAUUUGGUAAAGACGGUAGUUAUAUUCAAGGCGGGUCAAUAUUUGGAUCUAAUGGUAAACCGCUUAAUAAAAAACAAACAACUACUAUUACAUUAACUUUUGUGCGAUAUGGUUUGGUAUGUGACAAUGACGGUAAACCAAUAGCAUCACAGCCUUUUGAUGAUUCUGGCAAUAAAAUAAAGAAUGGAAAAAUAUAUGACAGCAAUGGAAAACCAUUAAAUCAAAGUUCUAUUAGUCUUAAUGGACAGCAACAAUCUAUUAAAGAUGGUAUAAUUUAUGCUCCUAAUAAUAAACCACUUAAUCAUGGACCAUUGCCAGUUGAAAAUUGUUUUGUCAAAGCCGGGAGAGUUUGUAAUGCUGAUGGACAACCUCUGACACAAGAGUCAUUUGGACCUGAGGGAUUAAGAGUCAAAGAAGGUGUAAUAGUUGACAAAAGUGGAAGACCUAUUAAACAAUCAGCAUUUGAUGCUGACGGUAAUACUGUAAAAGAUGGUCUUAUUUACAAUAAAUCCGGUAAACUACUUGACAAACAUUAUACUCAUAUUACUAUUACGAUGGUACGAAAGGGUAUAAUUUGUGACAGUGUCGGUAAACCAAUAACGGAAAGUCCAUUUGGUAAUGACGGAAGUUACAUUAAAAAUGGUAAAAUUUACGACACCAAUGGUAAACCAUACAACCAAGAAAUAUUUGGAGAUGAUAGUGGAUUUAUCAAGGAUGGUAUUAUUUAUGGUAAAAAUAAUCAACCAAUGGAUUAUGAUCAGAUUCCCGUUUCCGUAGCUCCAAGUCUUCCAACUACUACACCUUCAAAAAUAAAAAAAACUGCCGUUCCAGUUAGUACACCUACUAUUGUUAAAACAACAACAAAACAAUCGGUAAUAAAAGAUCAAGAAGGAUUGACACAAAAUAUUGAAGAAAAAAUAGAAGAUUUGACACCAGGUGGUACAGGACAAGUUACAGUAAAUACCCAAGUUAAUAAGGCAGAAACUCAGGAUGAUGGUAGAGCUCCAUAUAUGACGGCAACAGCCGUGACCACUCGUACUGCUACUAUGCAUGAAGAUCUUGAAAAAAAUCAAAAAACCAGUCAGGUUGAAGAGAAAACGGUAGCACACACAACUGCCACUAGUGCUACCAGACAAGAGCAGCGAGUUGUUACUCAAGAAGUAAGAACCACAAGCCAUGUGCUUUCUGGAGAGCAGCUCUUCUCACGACGACUCAGUACGUCCAGUUCAAGCAGCGGUGAUUCAGGCACGCCUAUUGACAUUGAUGAUGAUCAACGUGAGUUCUACAAUCAGUAUUAUCAGGGAGAUUCUGCCGGAAUAGUGGCAACAGAGACUCAUGUAUUUUCGGGUGAACCAGACAGUAAUGUAAUCGCUACCAGUACUGUACCAUUAGUGGCAACUGAAACAAGAAAAGUCGCUUUGGAAAAUGAAGAUGGAAGUUACAGUGCAACUGGUGAAAUAGUUAGCACUCAAACUAUUUCCAGUAAAACUAGAACAGUAGAAACAAUUACGUAUAAAACGGAACGAGAUGGGGUUGUUGAAACUCGAGUAGAACAAAAAAUAACAAUACAAUCAGAUGGUGAUCCAAUCGACCAUGACCGAGCACUUGCUGAAGCUAUUCAAGAAGCAACAGCCAUGAAUCCUGAUAUGACGGUAGAGAAAAUUGAAAUACAACAACAAACAACUCAAUAAUAAUAAUAACUUUAAUUAUUAUUAGUACUAUAAUUUUGAUAAACGAGAAGAAGUUGAUAUCUUCUAAAAAAUUUAUAAUUAUUUAAUAUUAAUUGAAAAAAAAUUAUCGGAAAAUAUUGUAUUUUAUAUUAUUAUUAUUAUUGCAAUUACUUAGCGUAUGAUUGAAUCUUACGCAUAUUUGUACAGAGGUUGAAUAAAAUUUGACAGUACAGGGUGAGUUUUAAAAAACUUAUACAUUACAGAUAUAAUAAUACUUGUAGACUUUGCUAUCGAAUUUUAAAAGUACGGUACACGCUUAACAAGUUAUUAUAUUAUAUAUAAUAAUAAUUAUGAUAAACCUUAUUACUUCUUUUUGGAGAACUGAAAAAAUUAAAUUAAAAACCGUACAGUUGACAAAGAAGCAUUUUCUUUUAAAAAAAAUGUUUAUUUAAAUUACAAUAGAUCUGGGUAAUUAUUAUUUUUCAAUUACUUAAUAAAGAUAUAUUAUAUAAUAAUAUUAGUUAAACUUUUAUAAACAUAAUAAUGUUAUUAUUAUUAUGGGCAACGUAUUUUUUUAACAAUAUUAUGAAAAAUACGUUUAAAUAAUAAAAAGUGAUGAUAAAAUUUAAUCCUACAACUAUAUUUGUAUAGUAUGAUUUGUAACAAUUGAGUAUUUUUAUUUUGAAUAUACAAUUUAAAAUAUAUAUUUAAACAAAUCCUGUAAGCAGUAUAUAAUUACAAUAAAACGUCAUCACGUUCUCCUACUACACUUAAGCAGACCAAUGUCGAAGGUUUGCUCAUAAAUCCUGUAGACUCAAGUACUGAAUUUUUUCGAUAAUGAUAAUAAUAAUAAUUAUUAUUAUUAUUGUUAUUAUUAUUAUCAUAAUUAAUUGUAAAACCAAGAGCUAUAAGAUGCAUUGGUCAGCGUAUAUGUCUAAAUCUAGCGUAGCUUGUAUACUCAAAAAAUGUAUGUCUGCAGCGUAUGAACUUUUUACUUAAAUACCCUUUAAUAUAUUGAAAAAAAAAAGUAAAAAUUACUUUGAUAUCAAUGAUAAUUUUAUACUCAGUAACAGUGGAAUUAAAUUUAUUUAAAAAUAAAGUCUUACCAUAUCUGCGCUCUUCGAUUUUUUAACUAAUUUUCUCUAGAUAUACUUUUUUAACUUAUUCUGAUGCCAAUAAAAAGUGAUUAGUUAGUUUUAUAUUUUUACAUAUUGAUUAAAAAUUAAAGGUUGUAAUAAGUGAUGACAUAAAUAUCCCACAUUUAUUGAGUAUAUUUUUAUUAUUUAUUAGUGUGGCUUUCACAUUAUAAUUUUAAAAAAUUUUUUGAUUUUAAUAAUAAUAUAUUUAUAUUUAGUAAGAUUAUUUUCAUUUUUGUCACAAAUAACAUUUCAAUAUUGUUUUUAUUUUAUAUUUAUAUAAAUAUAAGUGAAUAUCUCUCAAUUCCAAAGUACGAAAAUGGCACAUAAUGUUAUCUCACCCUGCUUUAUUAUUGUUGUUUGUAACAUUCCACGCUUAUGUAUUCAAAUAACUAACAUUGUGUAUUAUAUUUUUUUAUUAUACAUUUAAA